GUUUGUUCUCCACACUCCACAGCUGUUCGGUAGCUGUCAAAAAUGUUGAGAGAUGCGUAUGCUCUCGUGUCGUGUCGUAGAGAUAUGGUUUUGGUUCCACGUUAAUCAACGUCGCAGAGUACCCCGCAGCGACAGUGAUAAGCAGUGGGCGGGGACACGGAGCUCGAUGCACCAAGAUUGCAGACUUUGUCCUUAAAUGCCCCGCACCGUGCCGCGCUGCGUUUCGCGUUUCGCUCUACGUUAUUCCGGAGAGAUCGCGCGACGUGGAGGGAUAACUUCUGGUUCUCUAAUUAUCGCGUGAAAUUACUUGCCACGUAUAAACGAAUUGAAACACGCAUCGCGACGCGAUAAUGGCGUGUCUGCUGUCGAACCAGGAAAAUGUAUGCUUGAAAAUACCGUCGGCCGACACGACGGACGGAGUCACGUAUUAUUGCAUCGAGAUUGGGAUUGCAUCGAUCAAAUGGACCGUGAGACACAGAUACAAUGACUUUGCGGAAUUGCACGAGAAGCUCGUCUCCGAGCAUUGCGUCGAGAAGGAUAUUUUACCGCCGAAAAAACUCAUUGGUAACAAGUGCGAAGCCUUUGUGGAGAAACGUCGGCAGAGUCUCGAAAUAUAUCUCAACGCUGUUUAUAAUUAUUUGAAGAAGGCAAUGCCUAGAGAAUUAGCUGUAUUCCUAGACCUACAUGUGUACGAUAUAUACUUUCUGCUACAAAGUAUGGCCUUGGAAUUCUUUACGAAUGGCAAUACUCUUCUACAGAGUUCAAGCUAUAAAUUUAACCCUGUACAGCUUUAUGCGAUUAGCGAGAGACUGAAACAACCGUGUCCCUCUUUGGAAGUUGUGGAUAAAAAAUACGAUUUUAGUCACGUUUUGGACUUUAAUUCUCACUUAACUAAUCUCACGAUUGAAGGAAGUUUAGAACCUUAUAAAACUAGUAAUAUUUAUUCGUCUGCAUUAUCUAUAGAAUUAUCCACCUUCAAAAACGUGCAAUAUUUGACAGUCGAUCGAUAUCCCGUGGAUAAAGUCUAUAAUAUGGGAAAUCUUCGAGAUACCGUGACUACACUAAAAGUUACUAAUACUAAGCUCAGAAACAUUGUAGAAUUGGCCAUGUGCGAAGAAGUUCAUAAAAAUAUCAUAAAUGCCAAUGAUUCUCAUGUAUGGUUAAAAGUUACACAUUUGGAUCUCAGCGAUAAUCGCAUAGAAGUCAUAGAUGAGGCAAUUAAAUUAUUGCCGCACAUAGAGUGUCUGACAUUGAACAACAAUCACUUGUCUGAGAUUUCCAAUGUUACGUUAUUACCGAGAUUAUCUCAAUUGUAUCUAGCAUCGAAUAAUUUUACCAGUCUGCCGGAUGAUCUUUACACAAGACUCGGAUACAUCGUAUAUAUCGAUUUAUCGCAAAACAAAUUAACGUCACUCGCUAGUUUCUCAAAGUUAUACUCUUUGGAGGGAUUGGAUGUAAGCUGCAAUCGCAUCGAAAAAAUCGAGGAGGUAAAACACAUCGGUCAUCUACCUUGUUUGGAGAAUCUGAGAUUGACUGGUAAUCCAGUAUCAACAAUAGUGGAUUAUAGAGUUAAAGUUUUGGAGCCGUUUGGUAAGAGAGCUGCCGAUAUCUGUCUUGAUAACGAGAAGCCGAAUCAAAAAGAACUCGAUACCGUGUCGAUUCACCAAGCGUUGCGCAUUGCGAGAGAAGGUAAAUCACCAACGUUUACCGCAUCAGACGCGCCGUUAUUUUCCGCCGAAAUCCCGAGUAUAUAAAAAUUUUAACCGAGUAUAUACCGAGUGUAUACCGAGAAUAUAAAAAUUUUUUUAAUAAAAAAAUUUUUACUUUUCUCUUUUAUCACGAUAAACAUGUUACGUGAAUAAUAUUUAGAUACGGAACAAAAAUGUGUUUUAUAUUGUAACAUGUAAAUUUUAUCAAUUCGAUUCGAGACUGAUCCUCUUUUUUUUUCGCAGCAAAGCCGCGUAAUAUUGUUUCCAAUCUCGAUACUUUAAUUAAUAUUUUAUUAGUACGUUUUAUUGGCUAGUAGAUAACGUGUUUUUUAUCACUUUUACCACAAUGAUUCAAAAAAGUAUGCCAAAAUAAUAAAAGAUAAUACGACGUCUUCAUGUUAUAAUCUUGUACAUAAAUCUAAAAGAUAAAACACGUUUUUGUCAAGUAGAAGUAAAACUCUAUAGAUCCAUGACAAAAAUGUAUGAAUAUAACUUGUACAAUUCGUGAAAUAAAUCUGUAAAACUUUUGCUAUUUUAUACAUGCAAUAUCGAUAUAAUCAUGUGCAAUUUUAUAUCGAUUGUUUGUAACAAUGAACAGAUUUGUCUAUCGUAAAUUGUAUACAGGAUUAUAGGAUAUAUAGGAUUAUUUAAUAUUUUUUUAUCGAAACUCUUUUCCUAGAGAUAAUACGAAUACAAAAGUCAAUCAUGUAAUAUUAUUUAUUCCGAAAUAUAAUGUUUAAAUUCUCUUGUUUUAAGAAACAAUACAAACACAAAUGUUGUAUAACAAUUUUAUAAUAAUUCAACGUAAGAGAUUUAUUUGUAUAUAAAAAAAUAUUUUGUUAAUAAAGGCAAAUUAAACAUCUAUGAUAUGUAUCUUGUUAUCAAUGUGCAAUCUAAAUACUGUUGUUAACGGAAAGUACGUUUCACACACUAAAUUGUUACAAAUUUUUCAAACUUAUAUGCAUAUUAUUACUCACCCUAUGUUUCACGAAGGUUCCUCUCAUUGUCAGGGAAAUAUAAAUUGUAUAUAAAUUUUCUUAUCAUCAAUUUUUAUUUAAACUUGUGUUUGCAUUACCUUUAAAUAUUAUGCGCAUUUCGAAAAUAUUAAAAUAUCCAUAAAUAAUAUCAGUAUAUAAUGCUCAUGUAUAUAUACACACACUAAGCAUUGUGUUAUAGUCUUUUAACGUACACCUAAACUAACACAUAUAUAUAAGUUAACCAUUACAAACAAUCGCUUUUCCAUACAUUUGUAAUAAUUUCGAUUCGUUGAUACGCGGUGCACAAGUAAGCAGUAUAGCUCACAAAUUU
Molecule: messenger RNA, 3017 nt
Organism: Formica exsecta
Lineage: Eukaryota; Metazoa; Arthropoda; Insecta; Hymenoptera; Formicidae
Product: nischarin
Exons: 3
Coding region: 351-1754 (467 amino acids)
Cellular component (GO): cytoplasm
Molecular function (GO): integrin binding; protein kinase binding; phosphatidylinositol binding
Source: RefSeq, a predicted model, not a curated record